GGAAAGCGCCGGCAGCCGCCACGGACACCAUGUAGUAGGGCUGGCCACGACGCCCAGGGAGCUGCGAUGGUUUUGCACAUGAGCCCCUUUCCUAACAGCUGUCUGUCCACCCUGCACGCCGUGUCCUGGGCCCUCAUCUUCCCGUGCUACUGGCUGCUGGACCGGCUGCUGGCCUCCUUCAUACCCACCACCUACGAGAAGCGCCAGUGGGCGCACGACCCGUGCUACCUCCAGCUGCUCUGCACCGCCCUCUUCACCCCGGUCUACCUGGCGCUCCUCGUCGCCUCGCUGCCCUUUGCGUUUCUUGGGUUCCUUCUCUGGUCCCCCCUGCAGUCUGCCCGCCGGCCCUACGUCUACUCGCGGCUGGAGGACAAGGCUGGGGGUGCAGCCCUGCUUGCCGAAUGGAAGGGAACAGGAACCGGCAGAAGCUUCUGCUUUGCCACCGCCAACCUCUGCCUCCUGCCCGACUCCCUCGCGCGGCUCAACAACGUCUUUAACACCCAAGCCCGGGCCAGGGAGAUCGGACAGAGAAUCCGCAACGGGGCCAGCCGGCCCCAGAUCAAAAUCUACAUCGAUUCUCCCACCAACACGUCCAUCAGCGCGGCCAGCUUCAGCAGCCUGGUGUCUCCGCAGGGCGGCGACGGCACGGCCCGGGCUGUCCCCGGGAGCAUCCGCAGAACGGCCUCCGUGGAGUACAAGGGCGACGAGGCUGCCAACGGCCCAGCCCCCGGAGACCCGGCCGACAGCGGCAGCCUGGAGGACGCCUGCAUCGUGCGCAUCGGGGGCGAGGAGGGGGCCCGGCCGCCCGAGGCCGACGAAAGCCAGGCCAGGAGAGGGGCCGGCGGGGGCCAGAGGGGCCAGACCCCCAACCACAGCCAGCGGGACGGGGAUUCGGGGAGCCUGGGCAGCCCCUCGGCCUCCAGGGAGUCCCUGGUGAAGCCGCGAGCCGGGGCGGACGGCGGCGGUGGGGACCCGGGCGCCACCAACAGCAAGCUCCUGCACAAGGCCUCGGUGGCGAAGAAGGCGGCUGCGCGCAGGAGGCGGCACCCGGACGAGGCCUUCGACCACGAGAUCUCGGCCUUCUUCCCCGCCAACCUGGACUUCCUCUGCCUGCAGGAGGUGUUUGACAAGAGGGCGGCAGCCAAGUUGAAAGACCAGCUGCAUGGCUACUUCGAGUACAUCCUGCACGAUGUCGGGGUCUACGGCUGCCGCGGCUGCUGCAGCUUCAAGUGUCUCAACAGCGGCCUCUUCUUCGCCAGCCGCUACCCCAUCAUGGACGUGGCCUAUCACUGUUACCCCAACGGGCACGGCUUCGACGCCCUGGCCUCGAAGGGAGCGCUGUUCCUCAAGGUGCAGGUGGGAAGCACACCUCAGGACCAAAGAAUUGUCGGGUACAUCUCCUGCACACACCUGCACGCCCCGCCAGAAGACAGCGCCAUCCGGUGUGAGCAGCUGGACCUGCUUCAGGACUGGCUGGCUGACUUCCGAAAAUCUACCUCCUCGUCCAGCACGGCCAACCCCGAGGAGCUGGUGGCGUUUGAAGUCAUCUGCGGAGACCUGAACUUUGACAACUGCUCCUCUGAUGACAAGCUGGAGCAGCAGCACUCCCUGUUUACACGCCUCAAGGACCCCUGCCGCCUUGGCCCUGGGGAGGAGAAGUCUUGGGCCAUUGGUACCCUGCUGGACACGGAUGGCCUCUACGACGAGGAUGUGUGCACCCCUGACAACCUGCAAAAGGUCUUGGAGAGCGAGGAAGGCCGCAGGGAGUACCUGGCGUUCCCCACCAGCAAGAGCUCCGGGGCAGGCCAGAAGGGGCGGAAGGACCUGCUGAAGGGCAACGGCAGGCGCAUUGACUACAUGCUGUUCUCCGAGGAGGGGCUGUGCCCGGACUGGAAAGUCGAGGUAGAAGAAUUCAGUUUUAUCACCCAGCUGUCGGGCCUGACCGACCACCUCCCAGUGGCCAUGAGGCUGAUGGUGUCUGCUGCAGAGGAGGAGGCCUAGACCAGCCAAGUCACCUGGCAGUCUGAGGAGUGGGGCCUUUGCCAGCCUUUGAGCCCCCACCGCUUCCUGGGCAACCCCUCCAGUGGGCUCCCCGUGCUGGGGGGAGAGCCAGGGAGAGGGGACUGGUCAGUCCCCAGUAAGCCCAGAAGCAGUGCUGCCUGCACCACUGGGCACCCACUGUGGACAGGAGAGUCAGGCUGGGCCUGAGGCCCCAGCUGCCUAACCAGUGCCAUUCUUUCAAAACGCAGUUUUCUACAGAUCUACAGCACAACCUAGUUUGUAACCCGUGGGAUAGUAUGAGACCCGGUUUAUGUACCCUUUGUAUAUCUCUUUUCAAGCUUCCUCCAAGGUCCCCUCUUUUGUCUGCUGCCAGUGUUGUCUCGCAUGCCUGCACCCUCGCACGCACGCUGCCCGCAUGCCACCCACCGCCAUAGCCCACAGACCCCUUGCUCGGGCCUCACCCAAGGCCAAACUCCAAACACAAUCAGAACCAGCCAAAGAAGCACUUCCUGGGCACGGUCCGCCGCGCUCCGCCUCCAGCCCGGGGCGGCUCACACGCAGGGACCAGGGACCGCGAGGGCUGUGUCCAGUUACCAGCAAGCCCGGGACUCUUCCCAGGGUCUUGCAUUCAAGGGCAAUUACUUUUAAAAAGGAAAAAAAAACAAAAACAAAAACAACAAAAAAACAAAACACAAAACCCUUCCCUUUAAAGGGUCUGCAAGUCUCUACGUAGAAUUUUGCUCUCCCUGAGACGUGAUCCCUUCCCCAGCCCAGGCACCCCAGGUCCUGCCCAGUCUGGCCAGCCCCAAGGCUCCUCUGGAGACACAGCCCUGAGGAGUGGAGCCAUAAACCAGAACUCUGAGAGCGCACCCACCUUUUUUAUAGGCAGAAGGGGAACUCACAGCAUAUGGGGGGAGGCGGGAUUCUGAUUUUGAAAAUGAUACAGAUUUGUAGCUUCUUCUCUUCUGUCAGAACCAACACAUCCUCCUCUUUCUGCCUGAUCCUCCAUAGCACUCCCUCCAGACACCUCUGGUUCGGGACCAAGCCUUCCUUGGGGAUUUUCCUCCUCCACGUGCUGGCUGAGCUCAGGAACCGCCCAUCUGCCCCUGGUGUGUAUGUGGGGGGAGGUGGGGGGCUGCAGCUUGGCCCCCCCAGACCCAGCCCCCUCACCAGCACCCCCCACCUCAUGCUGGGAGGUGCAGAGGGCCCUGUCUCACUGCCCAGUGGGCAGGCAAGGGACAGCAAGGCCACACCACUGCUUGUCAGAGCAGGGAGCUGUACUGGCUGGUGUCCAGAAGCACACAACCCUCUGUCCCCAGCCAACCCGGCCAGCCCUGGGCACCCAGGCAUGGCUGUAACAGACCUUGCCAACAGCCAGUGGCCCUGCACCUGCAGCUCCCUGCCCCACUUCAGCACUGCCUCCGCCCACCUGCCUUUUAAAACAGACAAUGGGCGCUCUCCCUGGAGUCACACAAGGAAGGUUUUCCGUUUCAAGGUGCAACGUUCCUCCCACUGGGGGACUAUUUUUGACACCCCCACUGGUCGCCCCUUCACGCAGCGCCCUAACCUUGGCUCCAGCGAGGCUGGGGAGGGAGCACCAGAACCCGCUGGUGGAAGCUUCCUGGUGCUGGAGCGCCGAUGCCGUGCCUUGUCACCUACUGAGUCGCCAGAGGGAUCAAGGGGCACCAAGCAGCCAGCCAGAUGCCAGGCACUGUGCCAGGGGAGGACAAUGCCAGAGCCUGGGGAGCUCGGGGCCGUGGAGCUGCGACUGCCUCCACAGUGAGCUUGACUAUCUAGACCCCGGGCCUGGGGAGCAGCGGGGCUGAGGGCUUUGUGGCCUGGGAGACUCCCCUUCCCCAGGACCCCAGGAGGGGCUGGCUCUCUGCUGAGGGCUGCCCUGGAGCCCUCCUCUAAGGGCCCAGCCUUCUAGGGCCUUGGCCAAGCCUCGUGGAGUCAGGAGCAGCCGGAAAUCUACUCACACAGGCAACGCUCAAUUGGGCAGGCUUAGCCCUAGACCUCCGGGCCAGAGCCAGGCAGAGGCAGCUGGGGCUCCAGAACCAGAAAAGCCAGCGCAGUUUAGCUUCUCUCCUGGCAGAGAAGGCAGCCUGCUGUGGGCCACCUGCUCCCUCCUCCUCACUCACAGGGCGGCCUUAGGCGACCACGAGUGAGUCUCACCUCCCUGCACCUCGGUCUGUGUCCUGCCUCCUAGCUCCUCGCGCAGCCCCACAGCGCUACCGGCCACGGAGGUCAGGAGCACCCAGGCUCGAGCUUCAUCAUGCCUACAGCUCCCAGGGCUUGUGGACAAGCCAGAGGUUUGCAUUUUGACUUCUCAAAAAGAGAGAAAAGAAACAUUUCCAUGGUCUCAGAUUCUGUGAUAUCGAGGCCUGGGACGAGGUGGACACAGGGAGACACCCUUAACCCCGAGCCCAGGCGCAGUGCCUGCCCCGGGCCGGCUCCUCAGGGGCAGCCACGAGGCGGCGGGGUCGGCUUAGGAAGGAAGCGCCCACGUUCAUCUGUCCAAAACCACCACGAGUAUGAAGUGUGACUAUCAACCUUGAUGCUUUUUAACUAUUGUAUUAACUUGCUGAGAUUUAGAAAUACUGUUUUAAAAAAGAAAAAAAAAACACUUUUUUAAUUUCCUUAUUUUUUUCUGUAUUGUAUCCUUAUGGGAUCUAAGGGUUUUUAUAUGGUAAGCACACCUAAGGUUUUGGUAAAAACAUUAUCAAAUAUAUACCCAGACGAUUCUUCCCUAGAAGAAAAACAAUCUUCACACCUGAUAAAAUAUUUUGAAAAGAGGAGUGUUUUCUUCCUUUAUUGGUGCUGAAAGGAAGGAUGGAUAAUGAGGAGAAAAUAAAACUGUAAGGUUCAA
This is a messenger RNA of Choloepus didactylus (southern two-toed sloth), 4870 nucleotides long. RefSeq names its product sphingomyelin phosphodiesterase 3 (gene SMPD3). The transcript is spliced from 7 exons. Gene Ontology annotation, cellular component: cytoplasm; extracellular region. Bases 67 to 2001 code for a protein of 644 amino acids. The record is from RefSeq and is a predicted model, not a curated record. Lineage: Eukaryota; Metazoa; Chordata; Mammalia; Pilosa; Megalonychidae. Gene Ontology annotation, biological process: sphingomyelin metabolic process. Gene Ontology annotation, molecular function: sphingomyelin phosphodiesterase activity.